AUGAUAUUAUUAAUUGGGAUACUGACGGUAAUGGUUUGUACAGCUAUUCUUUGGUGUUUCAGAAAAUUGAAAUAUACUUCACGUCUUGCCCAGACAAAGAAACAUCUACCUAUUGUCGAAUUUCCUGAUGACAUACUUGAAGAAAUAUUCAAGUAUUUAGAGACAGAUGAAGUAAUACAAAUCAAUAUGGUUUGUAAAAGAUUAAAUAGCGUUGCAGAUAAUGCUUUAUGGCAUUCCAUUUUUGUUUCCUCUCCUCUUGUUAAUUACUUGACGGUAGGAGGACCCUGGGUGUAUUAUAGGCGGGUACCCGAGCUUAUAUUUAUGGAAAUGUUAAGGAGUGGGAAACUUAAGACUAAUUUAUUGAAACGAUUAGUAUUCGCAUUCAGUUGGUCUUUUUCCUUCGAUUGGUUCCAAGAUUUGGUGACAAAACUUCCUGGGUGUUCUAUAGCUAUCAACUCGGUCGAUUAUAUCCUUGGGCAGAAAUUGGAUAAUUUCAACGCAACUAAGAGAGGAUAUUGGUGGAAACAACUCGGGCACCUUGACAUAUCAUUUAGAGAUCACAUAAUCGAUGGUUUCCCUGAACCCAAUAUAAUCAAAAGUCUCAGAAUAUACUCAGCUGACCAGGAUUUUUUUGACAAUUGGCUUCCUAGAAUGACACUGUUAGAAUCCCUUUUCAUUAGACUUCUAAAGAACGUCAAUGUUGACAGAAAAAUUACCAUAAAAAAUCUAGAUAUUGGUUAUAUGGACGAUGAUUGUGAUUGCACG
This is a messenger RNA of Hemisphaericaspora subhashii, 765 nucleotides long. RefSeq lists its product as uncharacterized. The record is from RefSeq and is a predicted model, not a curated record. NCBI's taxonomy places the organism in Eukaryota, Fungi, Ascomycota, Pichiomycetes, Serinales, Debaryomycetaceae. The transcript has a single exon. The annotation marks the transcript as partial. Gene Ontology annotation, molecular function: protein binding.